This is a messenger RNA of Chaetomium fimeti, 504 nucleotides long. RefSeq lists its product as uncharacterized. The transcript has 4 exons. NCBI's taxonomy places the organism in Eukaryota, Fungi, Ascomycota, Sordariomycetes, Sordariales, Chaetomiaceae. The record is from RefSeq and is a predicted model, not a curated record. Bases 1 to 324 code for a protein of 107 amino acids.
AUGCCGCACAACGAGUUUGUCAACCCGGCGACCGCGGCUCAUAUUCUCUGUCGAGCGCUAGCCCUUCUCUUCGAGCUGGCUAUCUUGAUAAUUCUCAUUUAUAUCAGCGCGACUGAGGGCUACACAAACGGCGUCAAAUAUGCUGGCGUUAUCUGCGCGGUUUUGUUCGAUAGCUAUGGCUCAUCCCUGCGCUACAGCGCUCUUUUUGAGAAGCAUAUUUACCUGAUAUGUGCCGUUCUUGCGAUACGCGGUGUCCUUAUAGUUGUCUCGCUGUGCGACUUUUGCCUUCGGAGGCGCCUGGACGGUCCGCAGGCGCCGCGCUGACACUUGGCCACUUUGACGGCAGUCGUUGUAUGCACGUGGAGAUGUCAAAGAGGUGGCGCCCGGCCGCGUAUGUCCCGGUUUUCAUGUUAUCUGAUCCGCUUACUUAUUACCUUGACGACCGGAAAGAGCGGAGGCAACUUGAGGACAAAGGUUAGGUAGCGAGAACAUGAGUUUGGGGUA